Molecule: messenger RNA, 484 nt
Organism: Ceutorhynchus assimilis (cabbage seed weevil)
Lineage: Eukaryota; Metazoa; Arthropoda; Insecta; Coleoptera; Curculionidae
Source: the annotation of a GenBank genome assembly
CAUCAAAUUUUGAAGUAAACGACAUUGAGCGACAGCCAGCAGCAAUAACAAAAAUAAAUAUUUCAACUUUAAAUUUUAAUAAACAAAUAAACUCCAAAACAAUUUUCUUGAAGGAAAAUAUAGAAUAAAACAAACAGAAAAAAUGGGAGGUUGGAAACUAGAAGUCGGCAAAAUGGCAAUGUACGUCACAUUCCCAGUAAUAAUGUUUUAUUAUUUCAAUCAACCUUCCCUAUUCGAGGAAUGGGUGGUUAAAACCAAACGGGAACUUUAUCCACCAGAAGAUCCAGAAAUAAGAAAAGCUUUCCAGGAAUCUUUUAGAAAGUCUAGGGAGAAGCAUGCAUUAACAUUUGAUGACGAUAAAACCAAUUGAAAAUGGGUCUAUUGAUAUCAUUAUUGUUGUUCCUAGUUCAGUUUUUUGCUUAAUAUAAAAUUUUUAGUUGAAAUUUUGCCUUGAAUCUGAAUAAAUCGACCUCGGGAUUUUUUC